AUGGAAAUGUUCCUAAACAAUGACGAAUCACUGAACAAAUCAAAUCAAAUCAAAAUUAUGGAUUUAAUGCUUGAUUUAGUGGACAAGAUUAGCGAGAAUGGAAGAAACAUCUAUGAAUCAAAUCAAAUCAAUCAAACUAUACUCGAAAUUGAUUUCGAUCGAACUUUAUCGAAUGAAGGAAAUAGAUUGACAUUUCGAAGAUUUGGAAUAUCUAAAUACUAUCAAUAUUCAAUAUUCAGAAAUACUUUCUAA
Blastocystis hominis is the source of this 252-nucleotide messenger RNA. RefSeq lists its product as hypothetical. NCBI's taxonomy places the organism in Eukaryota, Bigyra, Opalinata, Blastocystidae. The record is from RefSeq and is a predicted model, not a curated record. The transcript has a single exon. The coding region runs from base 1 to 252 and encodes 83 amino acids.